This is a messenger RNA of Coffea eugenioides, 1005 nucleotides long. Its product is annotated as ABSCISIC ACID-INSENSITIVE 5-like protein 3. Gene Ontology annotation, cellular component: nucleus. The transcript is spliced from 3 exons. The record is from RefSeq and is a predicted model, not a curated record. The coding region runs from base 1 to 1005 and encodes 334 amino acids. Gene Ontology annotation, molecular function: DNA-binding transcription factor activity. NCBI's taxonomy places the organism in Eukaryota, Viridiplantae, Streptophyta, Magnoliopsida, Gentianales, Rubiaceae. Gene Ontology annotation, biological process: positive regulation of DNA-templated transcription.
AUGAUGUUACCAAAUAAAGUUGAUCAUGAGGGAUUAGCUCCUUUUCCAAUAUUACUUAGACAAGGCUCUAUGUACAACCUCAGUGCGGAUGAGGUUAACAGCCAAUUUGGAAACAUGUCCAAACCUUCGAACACUAUGAAUUUAGAUGAAUUAGUCAAGAAUGUCAUCUCAACUGAAGAGGGUCAUGAUCAUUUGAUCCAAGACCAUUCUUCAUCAGUAUCAUCAUCAUCAUCGUCAUCCUCGUCUUCCUUAGCUUCUGUUGACGUUAAAAAGUUGGACCGUCCAUUGAGUAAGAAAACAAUAGAAGAAGUUUGGAACGAGAUUGUGGAUCGAGAAUGCGCCGAUCUCAACGGCAAUAUUGAUUACUCAGCUAGACGACAACUGACAGUUGGAGAAACGAAUUUAGAAGAAUUCUUGAUUCGGGCAGGUGUCCUCAGCCUGGGAAAUCAACAGAGCAUUACAAAUCCACCACCAUUAUCAGUAUUGGAUCCACUGGUGUUAGUGAAGCAACAGUCAUCAGAUUGGAUUAAGUUCGACAUGGAGCACGGUCAGGGACAGGAACAGCAGCAUCAGGUGAUUUUUCCAACGCCAAUCCAGGCCCGGAUGGAUGCUUCAUAUUUUCCGGUGUCAGAUACUGGUUUUGAAAAUCACCCUCAGGUUGGGGAUGUCUCCUGUGACUUGGAAAAGCAGAUGGGAAUACCUAUGGAGGCAGCAUCUUCAUCAAAUCCUCAUUUGGAGACUGAAAGGAAAAGGCGGCACUCUGACCAAACGAUGGAGUGGAGCUACCAAAGGAGGCAAAGAAGGAUGAUCAAGAACCGAGAAUCUGCUGCAAGGUCAAGGGCAAGGAAACAGGCAUAUACAAAACAGUUGGAGCAGAAUGUGUCGGAAUUAAAGAGAACAAACCUAAGGCUGAAGAAGCGAAAGGAAAUGGGAAUGGUGUUAGAUUCCAAUCCUACUUCAGGAUCUCGAUACCAACUGCGAAGAACCAGCUCAGCUCUAUUUUAG